Zychaea mexicana is the source of this 2482-nucleotide messenger RNA. RefSeq names its product P-loop containing nucleoside triphosphate hydrolase protein. Bases 111 to 2138 code for a protein of 675 amino acids. The record is from RefSeq and is a predicted model, not a curated record. The transcript is spliced from 2 exons. Lineage: Eukaryota; Fungi; Mucoromycota; Mucoromycetes; Mucorales; Lichtheimiaceae. Gene Ontology annotation, molecular function: ATP binding; helicase activity; RNA binding.
UUGAAAAAUUAGAAUUUCUUUUUUUCACCUUUCAGGUACAUACACCCAGCGGAAAGUCCUUUCUCUUUUUUCCCUUCCCUCUCUCUUACAUUUCUGCUUCAUUCGAAACUAUGCCAACAUCAUAUUCAGAUCGAUCGUCGUCUAAAGGUGGAUUUUCCUACAAGGACGGAUCAAAAAAGCGUGAUCGUGAGGACAAGUCUUUCGAAGAAGAACAGCCGCAGCAACAACACUUCAAGUUUGACGCCUCUGCUGAACAACAAGAACCCGGUGCCAAGAAGCGCAAGGUCGAGGAAGAACCUGCAGCAGUCGAAGGAGAAGAAGAAAUUCCAGAGAACUUGCGAUUGACCAGUUUCCGCAUUUCUGAGAGCACCAUCAAGAACUUGGAGACCCGUGGCAUUCGCUCGCUUUUCGAAAUUCAAGCGUCAACUUUUGACCCGAUCUUUGAUGGUAACGACGUAUUGGCUCGUGCUCGUACUGGUACUGGCAAGACCUUAGCAUUCGCCUUACCUGUGAUUGAAAAGCUUUCCUUGGAUAACAACAGCACCACCAAGUACGGCCGUGCUCCUCGUGUCGUUGUGCUGUGUCCUACCCGUGAUUUAGCCAAACAAGUCUGUGGUGAUUUCGAGUCUGUUUCCGGAAACCGUCUGCAAACUUUGCCAGUGUAUGGUGGUACGCCGUACAAAGAGCAAACACAAGUGUUGCGCAGCGGUGUGGACGUUAUUGUUGGUACUCCCGGCCGUAUCUUGGAUCACAUCAAUUACGGCAACUUGAAAUUGCACAGCCUGGAAUUCGUAAUUCUCGACGAAGCUGAUGAAAUGUUGGACGCUCGUGGUUUCGAACAAGAAAUGUUUUCAGUCUUGGACCAUAUCAAGCAACAGCAAAGCAAUGACGGAGAAGGACGCAACUACCAGACUUUAUUGUUCUCUGCCACUGUUCCCGAGUCGGUGUUGGAGACGAUCAAGCGAUUCAUGAAGGAGGAUUACAAGCGUAUUGAUUUGGUCGGUAAUGCCAAGAACCGUACCAACACCAACAUUCGUCACAUUGCCAUGCCUUCGUCGUAUCAAGCGCGUGCCGAUAUCAUUGGCGAUGUCGUCAAUGUCUAUGGCAAGAGUGGAUUAACCGUCAUUUUCUGUGCCACCAAGGCCGAUGCCAACGAGUUGGGCACUCAUGAAAAGCUCAAGCAGGAUGCUGCCGUGCUCCACGGUGAUAUUGCACAAACAUCGCGUGAAUCGACCAUGAAAGCUUUCCGUGAAGGCAAGUACCGCUGCAUUGUCUGUACCGACGUGUUGGCCCGUGGUCUCGAUAUUCCUCAAGUCGAUCUCGUCAUCAACUGUCAACCACCCAAGGAUACCGAAAGUUAUGUCCAUCGAUCAGGUCGUACCGGCCGUGCUGGCCGUAAGGGUGUCUGUGUCACCUUCUACAAGCCCCAAGAAGAAGGUCUGUUGCAACACAUUUCGCGUCGUACUGGUGUCCAAUUUGAAACCAUGUCUGCUCCCCGUCCAGAAGAUAUCAUCAAGGCCACGACCGAAGAUGCAUUCCGACAAAUUGACACGGUGAAUCCCGAAGUCCUCCCCUUUUUCAAGGAAUCCGCACAGCAAUUGAUUGAAAAGCACGGUCCUGAGAAUGCUGUCGCUGCUGCUUUGGCGUUUGUCAGUGGCUACCAUCAAGGUAUCCCCACUCGUUCGCUCUUGUCAUCCAUGGAAGGCCGUAUGACCCUCAUGUUCCAGAUCCCAUACACGAUCAAUAACCCAGGUUAUGUCCGCAACAUCAUCUCGCGCGAUUUCUCGGAGCUCACCUACGAUGAUUGUAUGGGCUAUCGUAUGACUCGUGAUAUGAUGGGCGUCGUCUUUGAUGUCGUAUCAAGUAAGGUUGAGAUCAAGGACGAUGGACAAGUGUUCCUCGUCGGCAGACCCUACGAUGAUAGUCGUGGUAUCAAGCUUAUUGCUCCCAAGGAAUUGCCCGAAUUGGCCGAUCGUCCAAACAAUAACGGCGGAGGUGGCUACGGUGGCCGUGGUGGUGGCCGUGGCGGUGGCCGUGGUGGCUAUGGCCGUGGCGGUGGUGGCGGUGGCUAUGGCGGUCGCAACAACAACCGUGGCUAUGGUGGUGGUAACCGCGGUGGCUACGGUGGACGUCGAUAGAUCUUUACAUUUUUUUUCCUUGAAUAUACCUAAUUUGGCAUUUUCUCCUUCCCUUUUCUCCUCGCUACAAACACAUGCUAUACACAUACAAAGUUAAAAUAGUCUUAUUGUUCAUUUGCUUGCACACCCUUAGUCAUUUCUACACGCAUAUUGUACACCAUCUUUCUUUUCUUAUAUUUUCUGUAUUCAUCAUAUUAUCAUAAAAACACAUCAAGCAACAUGCUAAUAAACCUCAAAAAUCAACACAAGCAAUGCUCUCAUUUACUACUACAGCGCGAAUGAAAUAUAAGGAAGCCUUUUUUGAGGAACAGUAUUAGAUCAGAAGCGACUUUUUUUAAAGACGG